Molecule: messenger RNA, 1143 nt
Organism: Theobroma cacao (cacao)
Lineage: Eukaryota; Viridiplantae; Streptophyta; Magnoliopsida; Malvales; Malvaceae
Gene: PSRP2
Product: RNA-binding (RRM/RBD/RNP motifs) family protein
Biological process (GO): chloroplast rRNA processing
Cellular component (GO): chloroplast thylakoid membrane
Molecular function (GO): mRNA binding
Source: RefSeq, a predicted model, not a curated record
AUUAUGCGGAAGGUAAGAGUUACAGGCGGGUGAGUCCCAGCCAAAGCCCCUCAGCGGAUAAUGCGAUAAAACCCCUUCCCUCUCCUCAACCGGAGGGUAAUAGUGUUCCCCAAAGCAGAGAAAAUGGCUUCAAUAUCAUCUCUAAUAUCACCACCAGGUCUCCCCAAUCCCGCGAAACUCUCCCUCACACUCCAAUCCAAACUCUUUCUCCAAAUCCUCCAACCAACGACAAAUCCAUUUGCCAAUUUGCCUCAAAACCUCCUCUUGAAUUCACGUCCAAAGAAAGUUAGGUUGUUUGCGGUCGCAGAAGAGCAAACCUCAGUGGUUUCCUCCCCGUCUUCUGAGGCUGCCAGGAGGCUUUACAUUGGCAAUAUUCCCAGAACUGUUAACAAUGACGAGCUCACAAAGAUUGUUGAAGAACAUGGCGCUGUUGAAAAAGCGGAGGUGAUGUAUGACAAGUACUCUGGAAGGAGUCGCCGAUUUGCUUUUGUUACAAUGAAAACCGUGGAGGAUGCAAAUGCAGCAAUUGAGAAACUAAAUGGCACUGAAAUUGGGCGGCGUGAGAUCAAGGUAAACAUCACUGAGAAACCUCUGCCACAAGUGGAUUUGUCUCUCCUUCAGGAUGAGGAUUCCCAAUUUGUUGAUAGUCCCCACAAAGUUUAUGUGGGAAAUCUUGCAAAGACAAUAACCACAGAUACACUGAAGAAGUUCUUUUCUGAGAAAGGGAAGGUACUUAGCGCUAAGGUUUCACGGGUUCCAGGGACAUCAAAAUCCGGGGGAUUUGGGUUUGUAACAUUCUCUUCAGAAGAGGAAGUUGAAGCUGCCAUCUCUGCUUUUAACAAUUCUUUGUUGGAAGGGCAACAAGUUCGUGUAAACAAGGCAUAGAAUGAUUGGCACUGGCAGCUCCAUGGGGGCUAGAGGGGGUGGUUUAUCUAAUCCUGUAUCCAUUUCAUUGCAAAUUGGAGUGGUUGCUUCUCCUGAUUGUAAAAUCAACUUUGUUAGUGCUAUUGCUAUAGAAAAUUCUGGCUUAUUUCUGUCAUGAGGUUCUGUAAUUAUAUGUGGCAGAAGCUAGUGGUGGGAAUAGAGGAUGAACACAUUUCGUUUGGGAAGUUGAUGCAUGUGUGAUUUUUUCCAAAGCGCGAA